ACACCCACGGAGCCCGGGCCCAAAUGCUCGAGGAACAAUGUCGGAGGGCACGGCAAGGAAAGUCCAGCCCUUCACCAUUAGCACCAAGCUUUCCUUGCCCAAGUGCUCCCUGGACUUUCCGGGAGAGAGCUGCCCCGGCAUCUCUCUAGCUGCUCUGGACAAAAACCUGAAGGAGGAGAGCGUUCCUCUGUCCCUGGCUGGCGGUUCCCCGGGGCCCACGGGGGCUGGGCUCGAAAGGGUGGCCACCCAAGAGGAUGGCAUCAACCCCAACUCCUUGUCCCGUUCCAUCAAGAAGAUCGCUCUGUCCAACUGGCAAAGGGAGCCUGGUCCGGGCGAGGAGGAUGCCAUGCUUAGGGGCACUACCCAGGCCAGCUCCGAGAGGAACUGCAACAACAACAACUGCAGGACAGGAAAAGCCCAGUUCAAGGUCUUUCUCAAAAAAGAAGGGAGGAAAGAGGAAGAAAAGCAAGAAGAAAAAAAGUUCAAGGUUGGGGACAGAGCUGCUCCGCUUCACAUGAUUGCAGAUUCUACUGCUUCAUCUCCAUGGAAAGAGGGUAUCAAGAAUAUACAGGCAAGUAAGCUAGUGGAGCCGAAACAUGGCAUCAAGAGCAGCCCAGGGCUGGUGGACCUUUCCAAAUGGAGCCCACUCAUAACUCAGUUCAACUGUGAUGUGAUGCAGGCCGAAAAGUGGGUGCAAGGAAAACUCCUAGACCUGAAGGAUGGUUGCAGCAUUCAGGAAUGGGGGCACAUGACUCAAACUUUACAAAGAGAUAUGAAAGACUUUGAAAAUACUAUGAUCAAACUAAACCAGAUCGGCGAGCAACUCAUGGUUCAGCCAAACCACAGCACAGAGAUAGGGAGGCGAUUGCAGACCCUGAGAGAACAAUGGCAACUGCUGAAGCAAUUGGCAACAGAUCAGAGCAAAGCAGUGGGAGGACUCAGGAACCUGCAGGAAUUCAAUCAGAAAUCUGAACAGCUGGAAGCUUGGAUCAGACAGAAGGAAGAGAAACCUUUGCUAGCUAUCCUGCUACAAGAGAAAGCAGACAAAAUUCAGCUUACCCGGCGCAUCCUUGACUUAAAGCAGGAGGAGCAGCAGUUCCAGUCCCUGCAUGAGGAAAUGAACAGCCUGGCUCACAAGCUUGAGAAGCAGGGGAAGAGUGAGAGUAGGAGUGUCAUGGCUCGGCGCAAACACCUCAAUAAAAUGUGGCUACAGGUCCAGGGGACAAUGAAGGAGCAUUAUGAAACCCUGCAGCUGGCUUUGGAGGCAGCUACCUUUCUACAACAAGCAGAUGUGCUCCUGGGGGCCAUCCAUGCAAAGCGGAGGAGUCUCUGUGGACUGGGGAAGCAGAGAGAACUUAAAUCCAACUCAGACCUAGAUGUCAGAGAUUUAGCCAGCCAGGUGAUGAUGCUGGAUGUAACUCUGUCUCAGCUCACAAGCCUCCAUCCCAGCCUGGUAGCACGAGUUUCUCUCAAGCACCAAGAUGUCAAGGAGAGUUGGGCCCAGCUCCAGCAGCUGCUGAGGAAUGAGAAGCCUACAUUGUUGGCUUUGACAAGGAGAUUGACUGAUUCACCAAGUUCUGAGCUGGAGAUCACCACUACUACAAGCAGUCCAGACAGAGAGCCUGGAGAAAAAACAGUAUGGAGGGUGCAUAAAGACAUUUUAGAAAGUAUGGAGGAGUGCUUGAGAGACCAGGAGAGCAACUCAGGCUCACACAAAAGGGAGGCCACUGCCAGUGACAACAGGAGGAGGAAGAAGCUUCUCAGGCAGGCAAACACUUCUGAGGACCCACCGCAGCAGAAGAAGGCACACCCUCAGGACUUCUGCCAGGUGGCUGAUGGGAAACCACAACAGUUGCUGCAUACUGACCACAGGUGGAGUCCUAAAAUAGACAAUACCCUCAUGGAGUUGGAGGAAUUGUGGGAAGAAUUAAAAAGAAAGCACCGAGAGAACGGUGUUGCACUGAAGGAGAUUGAUACAGCCCUGCAGUUGGUUGGGGAGCUGGAAGAGGCUGAGUGUUGGCUAGGAACCAUGGUAGGCUUUCUCUCUACUCCAAGAGCAACAAAGAAGCUUGAUGACCUCCGUGGGGACCUAAAGAAUAUUGGCACCCUGGAGAACCAGGCUAGGGCCUGGAGUACUAAGCUUCAAGCCCUGGAGGAAGAAAUGGAAAUGGAAUCUUCCUCAGAGCACAUAGCAGCGGCAAUGAUUCAGAGAAAAAUGGAACGAGUAAAAGAAAGGUUGGCUUAUGUGCAGGAUGCCCUCCGACACAGAGCAUCAGACUUGCGUGAUUCCUUGAUUUUAAUGGAGUUUUUGCAGAAUGUGCAGCUGGAGGAAAUGCUAAGUCAGAGGAAUGAAAAGCAGGCAAUAGCUAACCAGCUGGCUUCUCAGGAGUCUUUGCAAUUUCUUAUAACCCAAAGUGGUCAACAGCUAAGCAAUGAGGACAUGAGCAGGCCACUGGAAGAACUUCAGGAAGCAGUGGAGAUGCUGAAUGCUGUGGCGAAAGAACGACAGGCCAACAAGGCAGGGAUCCAGAGCGAGACCUUCCAAUGUUUUGAACAGGCCUUUAGUGAUGUGGCAGAAACUAGGCUGGUGUGGAUCAAUUCACACAUGGAGACAGUGAGGGAAAGAGUACAAAUAUUGGCUCAAGACAUUACCCAGGCAGAGAGAAGCUUUGCCAUGGUGAAGAAUGAGCUAGAUCUGCUGGAAUUGGAAGGGCUGCUGAAAAGGCAGAAAGAGAUAGAGAGUGAUGUGUCUAAACUGGCAGAAGAUAUAGAAAAGCUAGAAAAAGCAGUUACUCGACUGGAGGAAGGCUACCUGCUUCAAAUAUCUUAUGAACCCAAGCGGAUACUUGAAAUACUAGAAUCUUGGAAGGAUCUGCAAAAGCUGGUGUUGCAAAAUGCAGUCCAUGGGCAGCAAGCUGUUUAUCUGCAACAAUUCUUCAGGGAUUAUUUGGCCAUUAUCUCCUGGACAGAAGAUACCCGAGCACAGAUCUUCUCAGAGAGUUCAAGUACAUGCGGUUUGACAGAAGCUCAGUGGAAGGAGCUAGAAAAUAAUAUGAAGACUAAGCUCAAGGAGUUUGAGGAGUUGGCAACAGCUGGAUGGAAGCUGGUAGCUGAGGAACACUUCUUGAGUGAGACAAUAAAGGAACGAUUGGAGGAACUGCGAAGUAUGCUGGGAUGGGUGAUGGUGCACUGGCAUGCACAGAGUUCUCAGAAGGACACUGACAACAAAAACAAUGGCGCAGAGACUCAGGACGGCAUUCUGAAUAAGCCCCAAAACCACCAGAUUAAAGUAGCUCCUGAAACCAGUGUACCUGGGGCAGAUGAUACUCUGAGCUUGUGUGUGGCUAAAAGAUCUCCACCCAUGCUAGGUUCACUAAAGAAUGGAUCUGCAGCACAAGACCAUGAGCUAGAGAGGACCUCUGUAUCCACUGCAGUCCUAUCUACUGUAGAUGUCCUUCCAGUGCAGAAACAGACCUUAGAAGAAUCAGAAAACCCUGAAUUGGACAUUCUCAGGGAGACUCUGAUCCUAGAGCCUUCAGAGACCCCAGUGCUGCUAGUACCACCACCAGGCCCUGGCAGCUUGGGAGGCACAGUAAACCUGAUUUUGAGCAUUGGGAAGAAGGGGGAGAAAGAAGCCCCACGAAGUCAGUCUAGAGUAUCACCAUCAUUGGUACAAGAGACCUUGCAUAAGCGCCCUGAAACUAAACCCUCAACCUGUAAAACGUUUUGGAAACGUUGUCAGGGAUUUUUAGAAAACACUUUGGGUAGUUUAAAGAGAAAGAAAAGGCUACUGCACCAGCAUGCAGAAGAGGUGAGCACCUAUUUGCAGAUGAAAGAGAAAGAUGGAGAUGCAGCCCAUGGAAGCUCAAUCUCCAGGCCACCAACUAUAAAGCAGAUGCCCCCUCGAACCUAUUCUCUCCCACUUCCCAGUCCAGGGUGGAGCACCGCAGCCUCUCAAACCUUGCCCAAAGCCAGCUCCAGCUGCCUUUUGCAAAGUCUGAAGAGAAAAGGCAAAAGGAAACCAGCAGGGGAUGCCCACCUGCUCACCUUGCAGAGGAUCAUGGGGACAGAACUAAAGAAUCUUCAGUUUGUUCAAGAAAAGAGGCACAACACCAGUAGCACUUGGCCCCCAAAGAACAGCAGGAAGGCACAACGUUUAUGGACUCCAACAAACCUUGGAGACAUGACAGACUAUAUGAGGAACCCACUGGCACAGGCUAUUGACAUUGAGUGUAACUCAGCUGGAGAAACAGCUGGAGGACGCCUACUCUUGGGACAAAACAGAGGUCUCAUCAGCUCCCAGGUACCAACAGAGAAGAUAAGCACAUGCCAGCAUCUUUCCCUGGGUUCUGUCCUGAGCCUGCAGCUCCCCAAGGAUCCCACUGUCCUCAGAAAUGUCCAUGAGACCAUCAAGGUGAUCAAAGAUGGAUUAGCAGAAAGGAAGAGUGAUAGUCAUGGCUGUCAGGUGGCUCAUGGAAGCUCAGAUAGGGCAAAAGUCCAGGGGAAAAGCACUCCCUUGCAAAAAAGAGGAACAGAAGGGCAGCUAGGAAUACACAAAAGCAUUAUUAGGGCUGGGGAUGUUCACAGUAAGGACAAGGGUAGUACAUGGUUUGAAGAGGUAAGCAUCAGUCCAAACUACUGCAAGCAGAAGGCUUACAUUGUUGCUCCUUGUGAAGAAGACAGACAGAGUCCCAAGAGUCAGAGCAGCUCUGGUGAUGACUUUCUGGAUUUCAAACAGAACCGGCUCUCCCGUAUCAGUGUACUGCAUGAACAGAUAGGCUGGGAGUGGGACAAGCUUGCGGCAUCACUGAGUACAACUGGUAGCUCCAGUGAGGUGGAGGCAAAAGAUCCAACUGAGCAAAAGGCCCAAAUUAGAGAGGCAUCCAGGGUGAGGCUGAAGCCAUCCCCUACUAAGCAUACAAGCAAUGCUGGUGCUACGUCCUACACCACCCAAGUGAAGGACUCUUUAGCAAAUGAGACACCAGGGAAGAAAAUCAGCCAGAGCCCUGUGGAAAGCUUUGUAAGAAUUACUCCCUCAUUAUUACCCUGUGUCGUCAAAUCACCACCCAAGAUGUCUGUGCUUGAACUAGACCCCCAGGAAGCAUCCUCAGAGUCAGGUCCUCCAAUCCUGACUUCCAGAGGAAAUGUGGCUGAAGGGCCAAAGUCACAAGUUGUGCCAGAGAUGUGUCACCCUGCUCAUGAGUUGUUUGAAGAGGAAGAAGAGGAGCUGCAAGCUAUAUGGAGUAAUGUGGAGAAGGACAAGAGAAGCACAGGAACCCACAGCAUUGCAGGGGAAAAAGCAGAUAAGAUCCAAAGCCCAGACAAUUCUGGUGAGAAAGUCGUACUAACAUCAGCAGACAAUGUGUUGAUAGCCAAAUUCAGGCUUCCCACCCCUGCCCAAAUGCUUCAAAGAUUGGAAGGAGAGAGAGGAACCAACAGGAAAAACAGUCCAAGCCAGCAUGACUGGGCUUCCAUAUCUUCUUUCCAGGAGCAACCUGAGAGGGCAGAGGCUUCGCCCAUGGGAUCUCUACAAAGCAUGUGCCUUCUAAAGCAGCAGAAGUUCCAAGAAGAGGACAGAUUUGUUGGAAAGCAGCUUCCCAGUAAACUGGAACUUCAGAUGAUGGAAGGGACUCUGGAAAGGAAGCACUUGUUGCAGGCAGGAGGCAAAAAGGCAAAUUGUCGUUCCUGGAACUCAUUCCAUACAGUGCUGAUGAGACAAACAUUGUGUUUCUACCAAGACAAGAAAGAUACUCUCAAGAGCUCUGCAGUGGCCUUCCCGCUAAACGUAUCCGGAGCUGUUUGCUCUCUCAACAAAGAAUAUACCAAAAAGAACAACUGUUUCACAUUGCAGAUGAAAGAUGGCUCCAAGUACCUCCUCAGAGCUCCAACUGAGCCACUUGUGAAAGAGUGGGUUAUAAAAUUGCAGCAGAACUCAGGUUUACAUGACAUGGAUUAUUUCCAUUCAGCUUCCCAGACUGCUCAAGAAAAAACAUCUGCAGUUAGUGUGAUUCCUGGCCAAAGUGUUUCUCACUUCCUGGGCCUUCAUCAGCCCCUUGCAACCAAGAACCAAGAAGCCAUUUUGAAGUCAAGGGUCAGGAUGCAGUUGCCUUAUGGCGUUCAAGAGGACCCCCUUGAUAUAGCAGCAUCUCAGACAGGAAAUGUUCACAGAUCUGCUGCCAUUUAUACUGCAGAGCACAGCCUGACACCAUGCCCUCCUACACAGUCUGCAAGGUCACAAGAUCCUUAUAUUUGUCAGGAAGAGGAGGACUUUGGGCUAAUUACAAACAAGAGGCGGUCGUAUUCUUUUACAUCAGCUACAUACCAGAAGAUUUCACCCUUGUCAGUGUCCAAAGAACCUGUGGGGGUUGGCAGCAGCUACUCAGUCACUUUGUACAUUGGAGAGCAAGCAUCUUCCACCCUCAGGCCUCGUUGCCAUUCCUUCGUAACCACUCCUGGUGGGUCCCAAGAAACCUUGGGUGGGAGAAGCCAAGGUGACUCACCUCGCCAGAAGAACAAAUCUGUUUUCAGAAAGUUAUUUGGGAAGAAAGACUGAGAUGCCAGCUUAUUCCUUUCCAGCUGAAAGAGAUGUGUGUGGCUGCAGGUCAGCACAGAACCUAUCUUUGAUUGACUGGGCCUGAUUGCUACCUGUGGCCACUGUUAAGUCGUGCCUCCAGUUCCUGAAAGUUUGCUGUCUUGUAAGAGGACAGGAAGAGAGAAAUGCUUGGGAAAGGCUCUGCUGAUGUCAAAGAACCUCUUAGGCCUCAGUCUUAUAUUUCACCUAUUCAACUUUAAUAGAGUGUAUGGAGCCAAGCUUUCUUUAUGUUCUGGCAAGGUGAUAUACACCUUGAGCCCAUUCCUUGUAAGCACUUAGUCUUUGUUUGACAUGUAAGCAAAUGCAGAAAUUGGGUAAAGCAUUCCCAAACCUGUGUGUUAAUACUGUACUGUAUUUGUACUCCUUUUCAGAGGGGAGAGUCACAUUGUCUCCCUUUCUUCCUAACAAAUGUUUGUGUGGUUAAGGAUGGGAUCAAAAAAAGAAAGAGCUUCCUUAUUACCAAUUAUCCACACUACAGAAUUCAAGCGCAGGGUUGACAGCUUUUUUUCCCUUAUUUUACUUGACCUUGCUGUUGUGCAUCUUAACCCAGCAGUGGCCCAAUUUCAAAAGUCAUUGGUACAACAUACAUUCAGACCAGAGGGUUGAGAAAAGUACUUUUUUGUACUAUUACUUCCUGAACCCCCCAGAGAGCGGAGCUACAUGCUGGCUAAUUGGAUUCUGGCAGCUGUAGUACAAUCCCACCCCCAAAAGUAAUUUUCCUAACCGGUGGUUUAGGUCUUCAAGAGUAACUGUUUCUUUUCUAGCUGCCUCCUGGGUGAAGAAAGAGAAAUGCAGUAGGCUCAGCUACUUAAGUCUCUGCCCCAGUCCACCUCCCAAAUGAUUAUCCCUAAGGCAUGGGUGGGAAUUGUACAGUCCUCCAAAUGUUGUUGGACUGCAACUCCCAGCAUUCCUCUCCACUGCUAAUGCUGACUAGGGUUGCUGGGGCUUGCUGUUCAACAACAUCUAAAGGGCCAUAUGAUCCCACCCCUGCCCUAGGAGAAUUUGGCUCUUGACAUGUAAACAAGUAGUUUGCCAAGUCCUGCUUUAAAUGGAACAGAAAGUAUGAAUAACUGAUGAGAGCCAAUGUGGUAUAGUGGUCUAAGUAUUGAACUAUGACUCCUGAAGACUAGCAUUCAUAUAUCUGCUCAGUCACAUAAGCAGAUCUUGAGGAUAUCACAGGAGUUUAUCAGACAAGGGAAAUUGGAAGUAUAAUCCAAUGGCAAUCCGAACGCAAUCAUGGGGUUUAACGUUGUUGCGUGAUAGACCACCACACGCAAUUUCAGGCAAUGGCAAGCUAUU
Messenger RNA from Sceloporus undulatus (fence lizard), 7891 nucleotides. RefSeq lists its product as uncharacterized. Gene Ontology annotation, cellular component: cortical actin cytoskeleton; plasma membrane; Z disc. The record is from RefSeq and is a predicted model, not a curated record. The transcript has 32 exons. Gene Ontology annotation, biological process: muscle cell development; actin cytoskeleton organization. Lineage: Eukaryota; Metazoa; Chordata; Lepidosauria; Squamata; Phrynosomatidae. The coding region runs from base 38 to 6553 and encodes 2171 amino acids. Gene Ontology annotation, molecular function: phospholipid binding; actin filament binding.